AUGGGUGGCGCUAUCAAAGUUCUUGUCAUACAGAUUCUGGCGGUGAACAGAAAUAGCCGCAAUGCUGCAUUAUCAAGCACAAUCGCCGUUAGACACAUAUCUAUAAUCAAAAAUGAUUCAGUUGAAUAUCCUGGGCAUCCACAAAAGCUGCAGGGAGUCCAAAGUAUUGAGUAUUGGGUAUUGGGUAAUGAUGAAGAAGAUCUCUUGAAAAUAUGCAAAUGGCUGCGUAUCUAUCCUGGACAGGCCAGACAGAUAAUUCUCUCAUCAAGAUACAUCUCCUUUUCCUUUUACAGAGAAAGAGAGGCCUUAUCCUCCAAUGAGUUAUAUGAUAUAGAAAAUGUCCAUAGAUCCAACUCAUACGCUCAUCAGCAGAAAUAUUUUUGCUAA
This is a messenger RNA of Phycomyces blakesleeanus NRRL 1555(-), 387 nucleotides long. RefSeq lists its product as hypothetical. The record is from RefSeq and is a predicted model, not a curated record. NCBI's taxonomy places the organism in Eukaryota, Fungi, Mucoromycota, Mucoromycetes, Mucorales, Phycomycetaceae. The transcript has 6 exons. Bases 1 to 387 code for a protein of 128 amino acids.